AUGAGUGCCAUCAGCUGGAACUAUAGGGGGCUUGGGAACCCCCUAACAGUUAAUGCGCUCCAAAAGGUGGUUUUGGAGAAAGAUCCCACGCUAGUCUUCCUCAUGGAGACUAAGUUCGACGUAUCGGAAAUGGAUGGUAUUAAACGGAAAAUAGAGAGGCAGCAAGGAUUAGUAGUCCCCAGUAUAAAACGGGCUGGCGGUCUAGCAUUGCUUUGGAAAAAUUCGCUGCAGGUAGACAUACUGACAUACUCUCCAAGGCACAUUGAUGCAAUAGUAACUGAAAAACAGGGGAUGAAAAAAUGGCGCUUCACCGACUUCUAUGGUCAUCCGGAAACAGGAAAACGGGCGAAGUCAUGGAAGUUGCUAGAGAAUCUUAGUCAGAGGAGCGACUUGCCAUGGAUUUGCAUGGGAGACUACAAUGAGAUAAUGUAUGCAAAAGAAAAGGAAGGUGGGGGUGCCAGACCGGAGGGCCAGAUGCGCAUUUUUCGUGAGGCGGUUAAUAGAUGCCAACUGAGAGACUUGGGGUAUAUGGGCUCAGAUUUUACAUGGAGCAGAAGAUUGGGAUGCAGGGGAUGGGUGCGUGAAAGGUUGGAUAGGGCUCUGGUAUCACCGAAUUGGGCUGCUGCAUUCCCAGUCGUGAGGCUCUUCCACGUGGCCACCUCGGUUUCAGACCAUAGCAUUCUUGUACUCAAGGAGUCAAGGCCCACAAGAAAACAAAGGAAGUGUUCCAAGGUGUGGCGGUUUGAAUCAAUGUGGCUAGAGGAUGAGAGAUGCAAUGAUGUGGUUCAUGAGGCUUGGGAAAGAGGUCGGUGUAAAGUCUCUCAGUGGCCUUUGGAAGUUUGCAUUGAGGAGUGCUGA
Quercus lobata is the source of this 858-nucleotide messenger RNA. RefSeq lists its product as uncharacterized. Gene Ontology annotation, molecular function: catalytic activity. The coding region runs from base 1 to 858 and encodes 285 amino acids. Lineage: Eukaryota; Viridiplantae; Streptophyta; Magnoliopsida; Fagales; Fagaceae. The record is from RefSeq and is a predicted model, not a curated record. The transcript has a single exon.